Molecule: messenger RNA, 2497 nt
Organism: Cokeromyces recurvatus
Lineage: Eukaryota; Fungi; Mucoromycota; Mucoromycetes; Mucorales; Mucoraceae
Exons: 3
Coding region: 77-2041 (654 amino acids)
Molecular function (GO): protein binding
Source: RefSeq, a predicted model, not a curated record
UCUUUUCUUUUCCUUUCUUUUCCUUUUUUCUUUUGUGUGUGUGUGUAUAAAUAUAUAUUUAUAAAUUGUUGAAUUAAUGGAGGUGUUUACCAUUAAUGAUGAUCGACAAUCUCGAUUGAAGUAUGAUUCAAAUAGAUCAACAAGAGAUUCACAUUCAAAACUUCAAUCGACUCCUGAAAUGAUGGAGAAACCUUGGUCAACCUUGUAUAGCAGUAGUAACUCUAAAUCUAACAUAUCAUCAAAUACAAAUGGCAAUAUGGAUAUGCCUUCUAAAUAUGACUGGCAGAUAGAAUCUUUUAUGCUCUGUCAUCAUAUCUUAACCCGAGGUCUUUUCGAUGGUGUUGGAAGUGACAUCGAAGUUUUGGUUCCAGCUUGGAAUAAGAGAUAUCAUCUACAUCGUCUUAUACUAGACCAAAAUCCUUAUUUUAGCUUACUCUUGCAAGGUAACUUUCAAGAAUCAGGUUCCAAUAGAAUAACGUUACAUUUUGAUGAUUAUCAUAACGAUAGUAAUGACUGUUUCAUUACUAUGGAAUCGUUUCAGUUUAUAUUAGAAUACCUUUAUGGUAAUAAAAUUCUUGUUUUUGAUAACCAGAAACCAUUAAAUCCAAUUUAUACAAUGGUUGUCACUGAUUCAAACGUAAAGCAGAUUUUAGCAACAAGCUCUUAUUUUCAAGUAGACGUCUGUAGCCUUAUUUGUGUGGAAUAUAUUUUAAAAAACUUAAAUUUUAAUAAUGUCGUGGAUUAUUUAUUGUUUGUAACAAAGUGGAUGGUGCAAGGAAGUGAUCAUAUCUUGGAUGCUAUUUAUACAUUUUUAUGUAGAGAAGCAUAUUAUAUGGAUCCUACCUAUCUUGUCAAUUUACCUGUAAAUUGGCUACAAAAAAUCAUUGAAAGUGAUGCCUUUUGGGUGCCAAAUGAAUUUGAAAGAUAUCAGUUUCUAAAGAAAAUAAUCCAUGCAAGAUCUAAAGUUUAUGAAACAUCUUCUUUUGGUUCGGCGGAUCUUGAUACAAGUUCUUCGUCUUGCUUCAUUGUUACUCAACUAAUCUACUAUAUGCAUAUGACUUUUGAACAGUUAGAAAUGAUUCAAAAAGAUUUACACCCUUUAACUCAUCAACCCCUUGUUCCUGAAAGUGUUCUCAAGCAGGCAUUAUGGUGUCAAAUUCAAUUACGAUCAAAGAUAGAAGCAGCCUCGGAAAAGGAUACUUUUUUAAACUUUAAUAUACAAGCCUCAUCUAUGGAUGAAAACAGUUCUGUUGAUAAAAUUUAUUACCCAAUUCCUACUAACGAUACAACAACGCACACCGGUGAAUCCGCUAUUUCUUUUGCCACCUUUUCUUCUUCUACUAUAUCUAUGAUCAAUAGAAUAGAAACACUUCAGGAACAAGAAAGGCAUUUUUCUGACACGAUUAAAGUUGAACAAUAUUCAAUUUAUCCACCUUUUCGUUUUAGUGUAGAAUUUUGUGAUAUUCGUUCUGUAAAGUAUGGUGUUCGAGUUUACUCAGAUACAGUCUUUUAUGCAGGAUCUAACUGGAAUAUAUACAUACAAAAAAUCCGUUCCCAAAAAAAGGGGGUAUUACAAUUAGGUGUUUAUCUUCAUCGUCAUUCUAUAUUUCAUAAUAAUGAUCAAUAUCAGAAAUGUUCUUUUCAUACAGAGAAUAGUAAUGUCUCUGAAGAAGAAGACAAUAAUCAUCUUCCUUAUAAUUCCAAUGCUACCAUUACUUUAUCAUCUUCUUCUUCCCAUAAUAAUAGUCAUAAUACAAAGCUAUUAAACCAUAAUAGGUCUUCUACAUUCAAGUCAUUUUCACGUUAUAGUGACAAAAGAAGAACAACGAAAACAUGGUUUAAAAUUUAUUGCCCAUCUAGAGGACCUAAGCAUGUAUUAACUUUAUUUCAAAGUAGUCCUGAUAACUUUCAAAUUUUGCAAAGCUGGGUAAAAAAAUAUAUAUCUAUAUAUAUGAAUAUAGAAAAAGCACAUUUAUACAGUAUAACAACUAAAAUAAAGUUAGAAUAUGUAGGGAUGGAGAAGUACAACAUUAUGCGCUGAUGAAGAUAUAGACGAUUCUACCCAGCAAAUAGGAUCGAUCAUUAUUAAUACUGACAAGGAUAAUAGCGAUUUGGCAUCUUUUUCCAUAACCAAUGAUAAUUUUUAUUCUACUUCUUUACCGCAUAAAAAUAUACAAAGUGACAUAAAAUCCUCUAGUCAUGAAUCUAUUUUAAAUUGUGAUGCUGCCUCAACAUUACGGUUUACAGUUGCUAUGGGUCAUAUCUAAUAUAUCUUUUUCUCCUCUUCUUUUAUUUAAAAAAAAAAUUGAAUAUAAUAAAUAUAUUUUAUCUUUAUGAAGUCUAAACACAAAUAUAUUUUGCUGUAGAAACUUUAUAGUCUCUUGAUGAUAAUAUUGAAAAUAGAAUGCAAUUAUACGCAAGAUAUUCUUGUUAUAAUUACAUUAAACUCAUCGAAUAUAUUUAAAUCAAUAAUUACUUCUAUAACUAUUUAGUCAAC